UCUGUCUAUUGUCUGUGGCGGAGCAGGGUGUGUACCGACAGAGACGGAGAUGGGCGAUGUUCGCUAUCUGUGGAUGUCAACGCAUGGAGCGGAAUGUUACGAUGGAGCAUCACAUUGGGCGUUGGACCAAGAUGUACAGCGCUAGGACAAUAUUAAUAUGAUGGAUAUGCAUUCGCCUGUUCUAAUAGUUUCAUAGCAACGUGCGUCUUUUAUGACUGAUCGUUGCGCUUCUUAAUUUCCCUUACGUUUAUUUCAAACACAGCAGAAGAUUUAAGGCGCAAAAGCUUUGAAAAAUAUCAUCAGAAGGAUGAUGAGGAGAAACAGCCCGUUACGACCACGGCCACGGUCCAUGUCGAUGGGGAAAAAAACAGAGGCAGUGAGGGUGGUGGUGCGGUGCCGCCCAUUAAACAAGAAAGAAGAAGCGAUGAAUCACGAAAGAAUUGUUGAAGUAGACGUCAGAAGGGGACAGGUGAGCGUCCGCAAUCCCAAAACAUCUGCAACCCUCAUGAAAACAUUCACGUUUGAUGCUGUGUAUGAAACCAGCUCCAAACAAAACGAGCUGUUUAAUUAUGCGUGUAAACCACUUAUCGACUCUGUUUUGCUUGGGUUCAACGGAACUAUAUUUGCUUACGGUCAAACUGGCACGGGCAAAACAUAUACAAUGGAAGGUGUGCCCACAGACCCUGAGAAACGGGGAGUCAUCCCAAAUUCGUUCCAACAGAUUUUCACUCAUAUAUCCAGAUCUCAGAAUCAACAGUACCUUGUGAGAGUCUCUUAUAUUGAGAUAUACCAAGAAGAGAUACGAGAUCUCCUGUGCAAGGAUAACAAUAAAAAACUGGAGCUAAAGGAGAAUCCAGAGUUGGGUGUGUAUGUCAAAGAUCUAUCAUCCGUGGUGACCAAAAACAUAAAGGAAAUUGAACAUGUCAUGAACUUGGGAAACCAGUCAAGGUCUGUUGGAUACACCAAAAUGAACGAUCGUAGUUCAAGAUCACAUGCGAUUUUCAUCAUCACUAUCGAAUGCAGUGAGAUGGGCAUCGAUGGUGAGGAUCACAUCCGUGUUGGAAAGCUAAACAUGGUGGAUCUGGCAGGCAGCGAGCGCCAACGCAAGACAGGAGUGGAGGGACAGAGGUUUAAAGAAGCUACAAAAAUAAACUUGUCUCUUUCGGCCCUCGGAAACGUUAUCUCGGCCUUGGUGGAUGGGAAGAGUACUCACGUUCCUUACAGGGACUCGAAACUCACUCGCCUGUUGCAGGACUCCCUUGGAGGCAACUCCAAAACGGUCAUGGUUGCCACAAUCGGACCAUCUUCAUGCCACUAUGAUGAAACUCUUACCACACUGAGGUACGCCAACAGAGCGAAGAACAUUAAGAACAAGCCAAAGAUCAACGAGGACCCCAAAGAAGCGCUGCUGCGCGAGUUCCAGGAUGAAAUAGCUCGCCUGAAGGUGCAGCUUGAGGAACGAGGGAUGCUGGCCAAAGAAAGGAGAAGACGGAGGAGAAAUAGUAUCAGGAUGAAGAGAAGUUUGAGCACUGGGGAAGUGGAAACUCAGAUGGAUGGAGAUGUGGGGAUUGUGGAGAAAGUACGAGAAGAAAGUGUGGAGGAAUACUGGUGGAAGCAGCAGAUGUGCUCGGCUAAUUACACGCCAGAUUUCAGCAGGAAACUCGGCACAUUAGAUGAGAAAACAAAAACUGUUGAAGAGCUGAUGAAAGAGCAACAAGCUAUGGAAACCAUGAUUGAAAAGUACAAGGCUAUGGAAAGUAAGCUUCUGGUUGGAGGGAAAACCAUCAUUGAUCACACCAACGAACAGCAGAGAAAGCUGGAAUUGAAGAGGCAGGAGAUUGCUGAGCAGGAGAGAAUGGAACGAGAUAUGCAGCAGCUGAUGUUUGAACAAGAUGAAGAGACAAUCGAACUGAAAGAGACGUUCUCCACUCUACAGCAAGAGGUUGAAUUAAAGACCAAGAAACUAAGAAAGCUUUACAGUAAGCUACAGUUGGUGAGGUCUGAGAUUGGGGAUAUCAUCAAUGAACAUGUAACAAUGAGGCAAGAACUAGAGCAAACCGUGAAUGAGUUGACAAGAGAGAUGAAAUUCAAAAAUAUGAUAAUUGAGAACUUCAUUCCUCCUGAGGAAAAGAAUAAGAUCAUGAAUCGUCUCCACUUUGACAGUGAGGAAGACCAGUGGAAAAUCUUACCGCUUCUCCCCUCUGAAAAUAACUCGCCUCUUAUCAGACGAAGACCAACUUCAGUUGUAGGAUACAAGAGACCAAUUAGUCAGUAUGCACAAGUUGCUGUGGCAACCGGGUCUCCUGCUAGAUACAGGGCUGAGAACGUUAUGCUUCUGGAACUGGACAUUUCACCACCCACCAUGGUUCCGUUGGACCUUCAGAGGUCAGAGAUAAGGACACAAGAUUUGAUACGUGACUUUGGCCAUUAUAGAAAGAGGACUACUGCCUCACGUGUCAUGAAAGCUAGGUCAUGGUACCAAGGGCCAAGUCAAUCUGCUUCAUCAUCCAGCUCUUUGAGCACUGGUACUCAAUGCUCAGCAUCUGCAAUGGGAGCUUGCGCGGCAACCCACGACCACAACAUAAACAGUUUCUACAGCGCCCUUUCAAAACUGGUCGAUUUUUCGCAAGCGACCGCAGGCAUGAGGGAAAGACAGAAGAAGAAAAAGGGCAGGACGUGGGCAGAGGCCGCCAAAACGGUUCUUGAGAAGUACCCCAACACCCCGAUGAGUCAUAAAGAGAUCCUUCAAGUGAUUCAAAGAGAAAGGCUUAAGGAGAUAAGUGGGACUUCCCCUCUUGCCUGUCUCAAUGCCAUGCUUCAUACAAACUCACGUGGAGAGGAAGGAAUCUUCUACAAAGUUCCAGGUCGAAUGGGAGUCUAUACACUGAAGAAGGACACUGCAGACGUGAUGCAGGAACUGUCAGAAGAGACCUCGGAGGACAGCAGCGAUAACAUGUCUGAUACCAGAUGCACAGAAAACACCACCAGCAACAGCAAAGAUGGACGCAGAGGAAGGUGGAAGAGGAGAGUGCCAACGAAACUGCAGUCUCAGCCGUCAUCUCCCCAGUCGCGCUGUGCGUCUCCAUCAGUCUCCAACAGCAAACUCAUGUCCCCAUCACAGAAACACAGCAAGAAGGCCCUUAAACAGGCACUCAAACAGCAGCAACAGAGGAAUCAACGGAGGCAGUCUGGAAUUCCCACCACCUCAAGUUCACGGCUGCUCCUCAAGACGGUCAAAGACAUGAGUCACGACACAUCUACAUCCAAAACACCCUGGGAGCUCAAACAGGCUGAGCGCUGCCCUGCCAGUCCACAGAAUUCUACCUCCAGCUCAUCGUCCUCUGUCAAAGCAGACGUUUGCCAUACAACCGGUGCCCGGAAGGUGUCUCAGCGUUCCAGUCGGCUUAGCGCCAGACAACUGAGGCGUACAAAAUGUGAGAUAGAUGUUGAAACACCAGACUCCAUUCUCGUCAACACCAACCUGCGAGCACUAAUCAAUAAGCACACAUUCUCACUGUUGCCUACAGAGUGUCAACAGAAGCUUCUUAAGAUGCUCCCAGAGGUCGACCAGCAGGCUAUUAUGGAUGGAGUAUUGAAGGUGACCAGUUCUACUUUGAACAAUGAGUUCUUUACAUCUGCAGCACAAUCUUGGAAAGAAAGGCUGGCAGAGGGUGAGUUCACCCCUGAGUUGAGACUGAGAAUGCGACAGGAAAUUGAGAAAGAAAAGAAGGUGGAGGCUUGGAAGGAGCAUUUCUUUGAGAGCUACUAUGGUGAACAUUCUGGACUAACUGUAGAAGAAUCCACACAGCUGAUAGAGGCUGAUGAUGUUCCUGAACCAGCUAAAAGCACAGUCCCAUCAGAAAAGCCACAGAUUGUCAAAGAAUCACAAAAGAAAAGCGCAGUGGUGGAGGUCAGCCACAUGGAGUUAAGGUCCAGAGAUGUGAAACCAGCAGUAACACAUUCCUCCCAUGAAGAGCAAGUGAAACAUUCAGCUCCAGAGCAAGUACAAUCGACCCCAGGCGAGAAAGAAACAACGGGAGAAUUGACUGCAAAGUCUCCCGUUCAGAAAGCAGAGGAGACCACAGCACCCAGUGAAACAACACAGGAGAAAGAGAUCAGAUGUGAGACCCUAGCAUCUCCUUUAGAAGCAGCAGUCAUCUGUUUGAAAGAAAUGGACACACCGACCACUAAAGAAGAAAUCACUGUGGCUGAGGUUGGACAAACCGUAAUGGAGAGGAAUAAGCCUGUAUCUCCGAUACCUGCUGUCACAUCAGAACAUCUGAAGAGGAAACUCUCCACUGAACAAGAAACAGAACUAGGAAUAGAGAAAAAACCUCGGGUCACUCCAAUAGAAACUUCACCUCCAGCGAUAGCUAAGGAAGUAGUAGAACAGAGAGUACCUCCCCUCAAAAUACCAGUGUCAAGAAUUCUCUCUGCUCCUGCAUCUAUUGAGCAGACACCCCCAAGGACUCCCAUCCCCUUGACACCACCUAGCGUUCGGCCUGGUCGCACUGGAGCACGCACUCUAGCUGACAUCAAGGCAAAAGCCCAGUUAGCGCGGGCACAGCGCGCUGCUGCAGCAGCUGCCGGCUCUUCUUCCUCAAGAGGAACUGGGUCAAGUGGAGGUACUUCCACACCCUCCCCAGCUCGAUCCCUGUCUGAAGAAUUUUCACCAGCAAGCAGCAGAAGUCAAUCUGUGUCACCAACAAAACAGAGCUAUGGGUCUCCCAUCCCCGAAGCUCUUUCACAAACUCCUCCCUCCUCAGGUUCUUCCGGACACACUAAUCUUGGUUUUACUCAAGGCCUCUGUGCAAACCAGACUCGCUCUUUGAUGGGGUCUCAAACCACUCCGGGUACACUAAACCCAAUGCUGAAAGAACAACAUAACAUUCAUAGUGGUGGAGGAAUGAUAGCACAUCAUUCAAAUCAGCCAGAAAACCUGACUGUGUCAAAUGCAAUUGCACAUAACCAGAGAGCACAGCAGACGCCAUUGUCGGGGUUGUCAAAGACCAAGUCUAGUUUUACAAUCCCAGCAAAUAAUCCACUCGUCACCCAGCUCCUUCAAGGUAAAGAUGUUCCUAUAGAGAAGAUUCUCCCAAAGCCACUAUCCAAGAAUGAGGUUCAGUCUGUGGCCAUUUCUGACAGAGAAAAAGGAAACAUUAGUACCACAGCUGGGUUAAAAAAAGAGAAGCAAGAAGAUAUCAGCAGAUUUGGGCACCAAGUUUUGUCUGGUUCAUCUACGAUGCAAGGCAGAUCUGCAGUUAACUCUCAGCUUUCCCAAUUUCAGUCAUUUCAGUUAAGACACCCUGAGAGCAACCAAGAGCAGGUGUGUACACAUCCAGGCAUCUUUGGACGGAAGAGUAAGUCCAAGCCAGCAAUGACAGGACACUACCUCCUAAACGUCUCCACUUACGGUAGAGGAUCCGAAAGCAGCAAAAGGCCACAUCCAGCUAAUAACACAACCCUUGCCAACUUGAAGAAAGAGAAAAAAGAAGAAGAGGAGAGCGUGAAAGAAAAAAACGAAACAAUAGGAAGCUUCUCUGGAGAACAACGGAAUUCCCCAAGAGUCAAAUUGGAACCGCAGGUAUAUUUUAGCACUGAUCAGGGUGUUGCACCACCACCCAGUUCCAACGUGAAAUCUGAAUCUUCAUCUAGCUGUUUAUCCAACAAAGAUGACUGCGCUUCUACUAGAACCAAAGAAACUUGCUCAAGAAAGCAGUUUGAAAUCUGCAGCGGUAUACAGGGUAACACAGAGCCAUAUCAGUUAGCGGGCAGUCACCAAACACACAACGGACAAGAACUUGCCAUUGGCCCGCAGUACGGCGGAACCAUUAGCAUGACUGUUCCACACACACUCAACAUAAUCGACACUCCAACCUCUUCAACUGUGUCCUGCAGCAGCGGUGUCGAUCCGGCAGGUGGAAGUAUGAUGUCUUUUUCCGUUACUGUCACUGCCAUACCUGCUGGUCACCUCUUAGAUCAGAGCACCCAGGGGGAGACAUCACCUCAACAAGCCUUUAUCGAAACCUCUGGGAUGGAGGACGUCAAAUCAAAGUGCUACUGUCGGUUAAAGGCCAUGAUUAUGUGCAAGGGAUGUGGCGCAUUUUGUCACGAUGAUUGCAUCGGGCCAUCCAAACUUUGUGUCUCGUGUUUGGUGGUACGAUAGUGUUCGUGAUGUUUAAUAGCAACAGUAACCAUUGAAAAAAGCAAUCAUAGGGACAGUUCACCAAAAAAGAAAAAUCUGUCAUGAAUUACUUACUCUCUAGUUCUAAACCUGUAUACAUUUCUUUGGUUGAACACAAAGAAAGAUAUUUGAAAUGUUAGCAACUGACAUUUUUGAGAGGUGUAGAAGGUGAAUGGUGCCUCAUAACUUUUUGUUUUCCUGGGAAUAUAUUUUGUUAAAAAGAACAUUAAAGAAAAACUAUGCCCCAGAAAUGUCCGUUGCUAACAUUCUUCCAAAUAUCUUUCUUUAUGUUCAACAGAGCAAAGCAAUGUAUACAGGUUUGGAUCAACUAGAGGGUUAGUAAAUCAUGACCGAAUUUUCAUUUCUGGGUGAACUAUCCCUUCAAGGGUAACAGAAAUGCAUGUUGCCAGCAGUGACUCUUGAUGUGGUAAGCUGGUUGUGUAUCCGUUGUUUUGAGAGGUAGGCUGUUGUGCUGUUAUUGUUUUUUUUCACAUAUACAGAACACAUUUAGCAUGGUAGAUGGGCUGUCUAGUAUGUGCAAUGCAAAUUAAUUCUCUCUCAGUGAGCACGUUGACUCAACUCAUUGAAUAGUGGCAAUAUUAAGGCUCGUUCUUUUUCUGUUAUAUUUUUGUAAUAUCAUUUUUAAAAUGAAAAUCAUUAUACUACUAUUUUUGUAGAUGUAAAAAUCGUUAUUACCCCUUUUUGGAGACUAUCUUUUACACGCAAUCCACACUAGCAUGCUGAAACUGGUCAUAUAAAUAUUUAAAGGAAUCAAACCCAAAAUGAAAAUGUUGUCAUUAUUUACUCACCCUCUAAUUGUUCCAAACCUGUAUACAUGUCUUUUUUCUGUUUUCUGUUAUUUUGAAGAACGUUUGUAACCAAACUACAAUAAAAGUAAAGAAAACUACAAUGGUAGUCAAUGGUGACCAGAAUUGUUUGGCCACCCACAUUCUUUCAAAUAUAUUUUUGUGUGUUCAACAGAAAAAAGAAAUGUAUACAGAUUUGGAACAACUUGAGGAUGAGCAAAUGAUGACAGAAACUCUUGGGUGAACUAUCCCUUUAAGCUUUGCUGGUUAGUUUUAACAUUUCAACCACACAACUGAAAUAGCAGUUGCAGAAUUACUGUGAAUACGUAAACCUAAUAUAUUAAUCUUUAUUGUUACGAGGCUUAUAUGGUACUGUUAAAAAAAGUUAUUGAUGGAACUGAAGGGAGGGGUUUCAAGUGUGCUAGCACUUCUCUUACGUUGGUGGGUUUUUGUAGGGGAAGAAUAUCAGAAUAGAUGUAUAUUUAUUGACUAUGGCAAUAAUUUGUACAUUUAAAAUAUUUAUAAUCUCAAAGAGCAUUAAAGUCCCUUAUCUGAUUUUAUUUAGACAAAACAAUCUUAAAUAAGAUUUAUUAGGCUUGCACUAUUUAUGUUUGGAAUACCACAAAGGACUUGAAUAAACUUUGUUAAUACCUUCAGAAAGGAUGAUUCUUAAAGAUGAAAAGUGUUCAAGCACUUGUUAAUCAAAUAAUCUAUUGUACCCUCUCAGGAGCAAAACCAGGUCUUAAUCAUUUCAAUAUUCUUUGUCUAAUCGUUCGAGCUGUUUACGUCACACAUGUGACAUUGCCUCUAAGUGGAAUAGUAGAUAUUCCAUAUAACCUUAGACUUUUGUGAUAAAAUAAGAAAAAUAAUGCUAAGUGACAAUAGCAAACGUAUAUGAGCAAUGAAGUUAAACCUUUCAACAGGGAAGGAUAUGAAUGUUUUUGUUUUGUUUUAUAUUGUAAAUAGUGACUUUCUUUGAGGUGUACUAAAAUCCAUUUUUACAAAGCGUUGCUGUCUUAACAUAUCCAGUUGUCUACCUUACAAAGGGUUUUUAUUUGUUAAAAAGUGUCAAAACAAAUCAUUUGAAUCAUGUUUAAACAUUAAAUGUUCUGUCCUGAAACAAUUGUGCUAAAAUUUUGAUACAGGUUAUAUAACAAGUUGUUGCAUCUUUGAAUCAGUCUUUCUUCUUUUGCCUUUAAGGCAAGAACUGUAAAGGAAUUUUAGAUUUGCUUGGUAAUAUACCAAAGUCAAUAUAUGGGGACUAGAUAAUCAGAUCUUGUUUUAAUGUCUGUUUAGUUAAACAAAGUAAUAUAUUUUAAGUAAUAUAUUUUUCAAAAGAAGUCUAUUUACGAAUCAUUUUACAAAACAUUUAAGAAACAGGGUAUUUACUAUAUCUUUAUAAUGGCUGUCUCGUCUUGUAAUACCAUCUUGUUAUACCUUUAUCCAAGGUGUACAUAAACUUUCUACAGUUUUUUUGUACCAGGACCCUUGUGAUAGUCUGACCCCGAGAGUCUGUUGAUAUUUUCGUAAUUUUGCCUGCAAUGCAUUGAUGUGCCCUCAUAGUGGAUUUUUAUUUGACUAGUAAAACAGUUCACUUAAAUCAUUACUGAACGACUACAUUCUUGCAAAAAAUGGUUCCAUCAGGUAACACCAUUUGUGUUGUAAAAAUAAAAUUUACACUUCGCUUCAUGUGCUGACUGGUAUUGGAUGUGAGGAUUUUUUUAAUGGCUUUCAUUUACUUAUUUUGUCAGUCAGUAUAAACUGUCACCUUCAUUUGCAUUUUAAUAUAUAUAAACAUAUGCAGCAUUUACAGUAAACACACAGGAAACACUUUAGAAAAUAACUGUGAUAUCUCUGUUAUACAAUAAAGCAGGUUUUAAAGAACUUAA
This is a messenger RNA of Triplophysa dalaica, 8879 nucleotides long. It is a transcript of the gene asxl2, whose product is annotated as ASXL transcriptional regulator 2. The record is from RefSeq and is a predicted model, not a curated record. Bases 308 to 6166 code for a protein of 1952 amino acids. Gene Ontology annotation, cellular component: PR-DUB complex. Gene Ontology annotation, molecular function: microtubule motor activity; chromatin binding; ATP binding. The transcript is spliced from 20 exons. Gene Ontology annotation, biological process: microtubule-based movement; animal organ morphogenesis; positive regulation of transcription by RNA polymerase II. NCBI's taxonomy places the organism in Eukaryota, Metazoa, Chordata, Actinopteri, Cypriniformes, Nemacheilidae.